CGCUGAAAAUUGAUCCACAUGGUGUUCCCCGUCUUCUAUCGUUCACACUCUCGACAUCCCCGGGAAUCAGUACACACGUAUGCUGCAUAUAUCGUAUUGUGUUGAGCGAGGCCCCACAGAGCCGACGACUCUUCGCUGCACACGAUGAGGCUGCUCGCGCUUUGUCUGUCACUGUGCGCCAUCGGCGGAGCAUCAGCACAAUCAUGGUGCGGCAAAAACUACAUGGAGGGCUCCCCGGUCGUACCUCCUGGUGGGCAGUUUCUUAUCCCCGCUAGCUCCUCCUCGCCGCUCCUCGCGUUCCGCUGCGCACCCGCGAUUCGUCCCUACGUAGCCUCGGACGCCGGUUCCCCUGCGGGAAUCCUCAUCGAUGCCGUUCUCACGUACUCCGAGAUCAGCGAUGCAGUGCCAAUCAGCCUCCCGGACUAUGAUGGCCGCGCAGGUGACGUGGUCGUGGUCGUCGAAGUGGACGGGAAAGUCGUCACGGGCGGCGUCGUCGCUCUGAACGCGACCAAAGUCGAGUUGCCGUUCUCGCUGUCCGGACUCGCGGCGCAGAAGGAGCCGUAUGAUGUGUCGUGCACUGCGACGUAUGUGAGCGCUGCAGCGGGCCCGCAGAGGUUCAGCGCGGCUACGACCCUGUCGUACCUUCCGGAACCAACCGAUGGCAGUGCGGUGGUGAAAAUGGACCUGAGGACUGGUGUUUUGUUGGCGAAGCCCGCGACAGGUGAGGGAGGGGACUACGAGACUGUCUUUCCUGUGGGGUUCUACACGGCGUUCGGGGACUAUCUCGCGACCAACUUGUCCAGGAUCGAUGAGGCGAAGGAACAAGGAUUCUCAAUCAUCCACCCGAUCCCAACGUAUGACAACCUAACGCAGCUGCAAGAGGUCAUCACACGCAUGGAGGAGGUCGGCAUUUAUCUGAUGUACGAUAUGCGCUGGACGUAUACGAACCUAACUUCCAUCGCGGAGCAGGUCAACAUGGUGAAGAACAGCCCCUCGCUGCUCCUUUGGUAUACGGGCGACGAGCCUGACGGGAACGAAGACCCGUUGAACGGGACGACGCUCGCAUACGACCUCAUCUACGAGCUUGACGGAUACCACCCCGUCUCGCUGUGCCUGAACUGCUUUGACUACUAUUGGACGGAGUACUCGAACGGUGCGGACAUCGUGCUGCAGGACACAUACAUGAUCGGGAACAAUGUGACAUUCUCUGUCGAGUGGCACACGCCGUGCACCCCGGACUACGGCUGCUGCGGCUGCGACGACUGCAAGGGCGACUUUGAGGACAUCAGCACGCGCAUGGACAUGUUUUCGUACCGGAUGUGGGUGAACGGCUGGGACAGGACGAAGACGCUGUGGACGGUCCCGCAGGGGUUCGGAGCGGCGCAGUACUGGUCGCGAUAUCCCACCGGCCCAGAAUUUAUCGUCCAAAGCGUCCUCGCCAUCAAUCACGGCGGCAUGGGCGUGGUCUCCUGGGAUGCGCCCACGACGGACGACAUCUGGGCGUAUGCGGGUUUGCUCGCGCAGUCUUCUGCAACGCUGAAGGCAUAUAUCGCGAGCGAUGCUGCGUCCUUCCGACACGUCUUCGUAGACCAGAUCGACGUCGGCCUCUGGACCGUCGGCGCGCAGACGCUCGUGCUCGCGACGAACCUGAAUUAUGCAGAAGAGACGUUCGACCUGGCGAGCGUAGAGGGCCUCGUGACGCACCCCGCGGUGCAGGUGCUGGACAGCGGGGCGACGCUGAGUGGGAGCGUGAUUGCGUUCACGUCCGUAGGUACGGGCGGGUUUAUACUAGGCUGAUUGGUGUCUGUGCGGACGUCCAGUUAUUGAUGAGCGGUGAAUAUGUGGUGCAAAAAGGGCUCCGAUGAGACGGAAGGACCGCAUAAUUGCACCGAGACGUCGUAGGAGUGAAGAGGACUUUGAAGCGCAAGUAGCGCCUAGCGCACUCUGAAG
Molecule: messenger RNA, 1950 nt
Organism: Laetiporus sulphureus 93-53
Lineage: Eukaryota; Fungi; Basidiomycota; Agaricomycetes; Polyporales; Laetiporaceae
Exons: 8
Coding region: 145-1797 (550 amino acids)
Source: RefSeq, a predicted model, not a curated record